Molecule: messenger RNA, 2481 nt
Organism: Phragmites australis (common reed)
Lineage: Eukaryota; Viridiplantae; Streptophyta; Magnoliopsida; Poales; Poaceae
Product: probable methyltransferase PMT23
Exons: 8
Coding region: 106-2157 (683 amino acids)
Cellular component (GO): endosome; cytoplasm; trans-Golgi network
Molecular function (GO): methyltransferase activity
Source: RefSeq, a predicted model, not a curated record
CCCAACCCACCCACCCAGCCCCACCAGCGCUGCCGCCUUCUUCUUCCCCUCCUCUGAUUCCACUUCCUAGCCAGAUCGCACCACAUCGGCAACACCGCGGGGGUGAUGGCCGUUCCCUCCUCCGACCGCGCGAGGCGGCCCUUCCUCCUCUCGCUCUCCCUCUUCCUCCUCCUCUCCGCCCUCCUCGUCCUCCUCUUCCUCUUCCUCGACCCUUCCCCCGGAACCCUCGCCUUCCUCCCCUCCCGCCUCGCUGGCUCAGCACCCUCCCUCCCCCCUCCUCUUCUUCCCCAACGUGAAAACCCCAACGCAAUUACGCCCCCCGGAACCGGAAGUCCACCUCACUCUCAACCAACCGCUCCGCUCGCCGCCUCCGUCGCAAAAGCCGAGGAGAACAUCGAAGCAUCGCAACCACAAGCCACCACAGGUGUAGAAGGCAUUGGAAACAUCAACUCGCCACGAGCAGACAACAACAGCCGCGCCCCGGCGGUCGAGGCGGGCGGGAAGGCGGAUACAGGCGUCGUCCCGGUCGGGGAUGGGGACGGCGGUGGUGGGGACGGCGGGGAGGUGGAUGUGGCGGUGAGGUGGGAGACCUGCAGCAGGUUGGGGAGGGGCGUGGCGGCGGCGGACUACAUCCCUUGCCUGGACAACGUGCGGGCGAUCAAGGCGCUGCGCUCGAGGCGGCACAUGGAGCACCGGGAGCGCCACUGCCCCGUGGCACCGCGGCCCAGGUGCCUGGUGCCGCUGCCCGCUGGGUACCGGACGCCUCUGCCGUGGCCGCGCAGCCGUGACAUGAUCUGGUAUAACAAUGUCCCUCACCCAAAACUGGUGGAGUAUAAGAAGUACCAGAACUGGGUUACGUGGUCUGGUGAUUAUCUUGUUUUUCCUGGAGGAGGAACUCAAUUCAAAGAUGGUGUGGGAAGAUAUAUUCAGUUUAUUGAACAGAUUAUGCCAACUGUUCAAUGGGGAACACAUACAAGAACUGUCCUGGAUGUUGGAUGUGGUGUUGCCAGUUUUGGUGGAUACCUCCUUGACAGGAACGUCAUUACUAUGUCAUUUGCCCCAAAAGAUGAACAUGAAGCUCAGAUACAGUUUGCAUUAGAGCGUGGAAUUCCAGCUUUUCUUUCAGUGAUUGGAACACAAAAGCUUCCAUUUCCUGAUAAUGCAUUUGAUGUUGUCCACUGUGCAAGGUGCAGGGUCCAUUGGUAUGCAAACGGUGGAAAACCAUUGUUGGAGCUUAACAGAGUGCUAAGGCCUGGAGGAUAUUUCAUUUGGUCUGCAACCCCUGUCUAUCGUCAAGAAAAAAGAGACCAAGAUGACUGGAAUGCUAUGGUUACUCUGACCAAAUCAAUCUGCUGGAGAACAGUGGUAAAAUCUCAAGAUAUAAAUGGAAUCGGAGUUGUUAUAUAUCAAAAACCGACAUCAAAUUCUUGCUACUUUGAGAGGAAGGCCAAUGAACCCCCUCUAUGCUCCGAGAGGGAUGGAUCACGUUUUCCUUGGUAUGCUCCUCUUGACAGUUGCAUUUUGCCAGCUCCUGUUUCCAGUCCAGAUGAAAGAAACAACUGGCCUGUUCUGUGGCCUGAAAGACUUAAUGUCAAAUAUGCAAGCGUACCUGAUGAUUAUGCUUCUAACAAAGAGAAGUUUGAUGCUGACACAAAGUAUUGGAAACAAGUCGUUUCAGAAAUAUAUUUUAAUGACUUCCCACUUAAUUGGUCAAGUAUCCGUAAUAUAAUGGACAUGAGUGCUGGUUCUGGAGGGUUUGCAGCAGCACUCAUUAAUCAACCUUUAUGGGUUAUGAAUGUUGUACCAGUUGGCGAGUCAGAUACCUUACCAGUUAUUUUCAACAGAGGUCUGAUUGGGGCAUAUCAUGACUGGUGUGAAUCUUUCAACACCUACCCAAGGACCUAUGAUCUUCUCCACAUGAGCAAUCUUCUUGGAAAUCUUACAAAUAGGUGCGACAUCAUUGAAGUAGCAGCUGAAAUCGACAGGAUAUUGAGACCUGGAAGAUGGUUUGUGUUGAAAGACACCAUACAAAUGAUAAAAAAGAUGCGCCCAAUUCUUAAGUCCCUGCACUACGAAACUGUCAUAGUGAAACAGCAAUUUCUUGUUGCUACAAAGAGUUUCUGGCGUCCUGGCAAAUCAGCUUCGAGAUCAGGAUGACGUAGAUCACACUUUCAGGGGAGUCAUCAACGGACAAUGAUUCUUUAAAUUGUGACUGAAUUAAUCAUUUAUACAACAGAUAUAGGUUGGCCAGAUCCACACGAUUACUUAUAAGUAUAGGAAAUACAUACUUCUGGUUUGUUAAGCUGAUUCAUUUUUUUAUCAAAGCAAAAUAAUAGGACGUUAUAGACUUGUAGUAGGCUAGCGCUAACAAAUCCAUACAGGCUCCAAUAUUUUUUGUAUACGUGUUUAUCAAUAACUUCUGUACAUUCAGCAAUAAAGAUCUUCAAGUAGCCUUGGAGAAAUGUGAGCUCCUUUCUUUGA